GCUACCAAGAAGGAAGAGAACGGAGGGGGGGAAAAAAAAGAAAAAAAAAAAAAGAGAGGGAGAAAAGUAAUAGCAGGGGAUCGAGCUACACAAAGCAAAGCUCUCUCUCUGUAUGCAAAUCAACUACACCCAAAAGAAGAGAAAAAUGCGGUCGAAGACAGAUUAGGAGAAAAUGAAGAAGAGCGGAAACAGAGAGAAAGCGCGAAGAAUCGAAAAGCCCAAGUGAGUUUGAAGGCUGUUGAUUUAUCUGCAAUUGGUGAAGUUGGAGAAGGUCAGAACUUCACAAAUCUCUGAACCUUAAUCUCACACUCUCCAGUUUAGUUUAUCGCUCUUUCGUUGUAAUUCCAAUUUCAUCUGUAAUUGGUGCUCUGUUCUUAACUCAAUCUCCCAGCUCAACUAAUCUUUCCUUCUCAACUUCUGUUAUCUAAAUUUGAAGUUUCCAGCUUUUAAAUUCUCUCAAAAUUUUUCAAGCCGGGUUGGGGGAAGGGGGUGUGUUCAAUCGCUCAAGUGCUAUACUUUUACGGUUCAUGCAGUUACGAGCAAUCAACUUUGAUUAUUCGAACUUAGGGUUUUGAUUUAUUUUGAUUUUGAAUCAAUUUGGUGUGAUUUCGGGGUUUUUUUAUAAGCUUAACUACUGAGUUUGAUCUCUAGGGUUUUGGCUUUUGUGCAAAGAUGGGAUUUGGGUUUGCAUUGUAUAUUUUCUGGGCGGGUGAAUUUUGGGUCGUUUGGAAACAGAAAUAACCAUUUUCUGGUUGGCUGUGAAGGUUUUAACCAUUCUGUGGAUGGUCUGUUUAUUUUGAGAUAUACAGAGCUUGAGAGUUUAUAUGCAUUGAAUUGAUAUGCGGGUGGGUGAAUUUUUGGUUGUUUGGAAGCCAGUAUAACAGUAUUUUGUGGUUGGUAUUGAGGGGCAAGGGGUCUUGCAAUUCUUUUGAAUGGUGUAUAAAUCUGUUUAUUGAGAGAUGCAACCUCAGCAGAGCUCCAGAAUUGAUUUGGUUGAAUUGAAAAGUCAGAUAGUGAAGAAGGUUGGGGUUGAGAGGUUCAAGAAGUAUUUUCAUUACUUGAAUAGGUUUUUAAGUCAGAAGCUGAGCAAGAGUGACUUUGAUAAGUCAUGUUUUCGCCUGCUUGGAAGGGAGAAUCUUCCCCUGCACAAUCAGCUUAUCCGUUCCAUCUUGAGGAAUGCGUGUCAGGCCAACACCCCACCAGCAAUUUAUGAGGCAGGACCCACAAAAUCUUCGAUACAAAUAGCAAAAGGUUCUCCUGAUAGAGAAGAUGGGCAUGAACAAAUUCUUACAGUUCAGAAUCAAAACGUGUCCAUUUGGUCGAAUGGGGUUUUGCCAGUGUCCCCACGGAAGAUUAGGUCAGUGAUGCGUGAUCGUAAGCCCAGAGAUAGACCUAGUCUACUUGGGCCAACUGGGAAAGUUGAAUGUAUCUCGCAUCAAUCCACUGGUGUAGAAGGUGUAGGUGGUAAGGUUAUCAUGAAUAAUGGGGAGUUGCCUCCAUGUGAUUAUCAGAGACCAUUACAGCAUCUUCAAGGAGUUGCUGAGCCACCUGAGAAUGAAAGGGAAGGGUUAGUUCAACGGCCCUUUGAAAAACCGACAAUAGAUAGCAAAGUUCAGACAGCUUUUGUUGAAGACGGGGAAGAGGUGGAGCAAGCAAACCACUUGAGUUUCUCUAGAAGUCCAUUACUUGCGCCUCUUGGAAUUCCAUUUUAUUCUACUACUGUGGGUGGGGCUCGCAAAACUAUGCCAGCAGCAAGCGCUGGUGAUUUUAUUAGCUAUCAUGACAGCGGUGUAUUGUAUAGUACAGAGAUGCUGAGGAAACGCAUGGAGCAGAUCGCAGCUGCACAGGGUGUUGGAGGGGUUUCAACGGAAUGUGCAAAUAUGCUGAAUAAUAUGUUGGAUGUAUACUUGAAGAAGUUGAUCAGAUCUUGUGUUGAGUUGGUAGGAUCAAGGUCUCCACAUGAUUCAAGAAAGCAUCCCAUCCAUAAGCAGCAGGUUCAAGGCAAAGUGCUCAAUGGAAUGUGGAUGAGUAAUCACUUACAUUUGCAGAGCAAUAGUGGACCAGUGGAAGUUAUGCAUGAACAGAGGCCUCGGUGUUCAAUAUCUUUGCUUGAUUUCAAAGUUGCAAUGGAGCUGAAUCCACAGCAGCUUGGUGAACAUUGGCCAUUGCUGCUGGAGAAAAUCUGUACGCAUGCGUUCGAGGAUUGAAACAUCCCAUGAAGAUUUGUUGUGCCAAAGCUGUAAUUGGGCAUGGAUGUUGUUGUUCAAAGGCCUCAAUAACUGUUGUUGGAAGUGUUGAUGAUCAUGUUCUGUUCAGAUUGCCAUGAUGAACUGCAUGGCUUCCCCUUCAGAUGGAGCUUGGGCCUUGCAAAAUGAGAUUGUGGGUCUGAGCAUCCAAAUGUCUGUUUUUCCUCCUGCAGAGCCUGUGUGAAUCUGGGAAUUAUUUAACAGCAACCAAGCAAGGGAAACUUUUAAAUAGAAUUCCCAUAAUUGGUUGCUCUGUUGUAUGAUAAGUAUCGGUGUUGGUUGACUUGUGCCUUCACUACAGAUCUGAAGUUUGUCUGUGCAAUUUUCAGCCAAUGAAGAGGAAAUCUAAGACAGUUUUGCAGGGAUACUCUUAUGUAGCUUGGGGAAAGGUAAAAUCACUGGUGUAAGAGCUGUAGUGUUGCUCUUUAUGUAUUUUUAGAUCCGAUAAUUGAUUGGAAUUCCAAUAUUAAUAACACAUUAUAUCCA
This is a messenger RNA of Hevea brasiliensis (rubber tree), 2732 nucleotides long. RefSeq lists its product as uncharacterized. Gene Ontology annotation, biological process: regulation of transcription by RNA polymerase II. Lineage: Eukaryota; Viridiplantae; Streptophyta; Magnoliopsida; Malpighiales; Euphorbiaceae. Gene Ontology annotation, cellular component: SAGA complex. Bases 960 to 2207 code for a protein of 415 amino acids. Gene Ontology annotation, molecular function: transcription coactivator activity. The transcript has a single exon. The record is from RefSeq and is a predicted model, not a curated record.